CAAUCAGAAUCAUGAUGUGAACAUAUGUUUGAUACUGAUUUUGUAAAACAUGAAAACUUAGUUUCAUUUUAGUUUUGUUAUUUUGUUUAUUGUACUAUUCUUCUGGUGCAUUGUCUUUGGUUUAUGUCCUACACUCACCAGUGAGCCGAAAUACUAAGAAAACAUGGAUGUGAUUAAAGCUCUAAGUUGGAAGUUGCGAUGUACAUACCAUCGGAAAAAGCACUUACUUUCAUUAUUUAUGGUAAUAUGUAUUUCGUCGAAUCUAUUAACAGCUUACUACAUCGGAAAGAACACUCAUAACAUUAUACUGCCCCCGCUAAUAAGUAGACACAAAUUAGUGAGUGAGAUACCAAUUUAUUACGCUACUGUUGACGUAUUGUACACUCCAGUCAAUAAAGACACAGAAGAGAUUAUGAAAAAGUUCAAAGAUAAUAAUGUAACUGCUCUAAAGGAGGUUAAAGGGAUGGAAACUGAGAAAAAGAUGGAGGCGUGGUUGCACAAACAGCAUUUCAAUGAAAGCGAAGAUGACAUCGGAUUUGGGAUUAUAUUCAAGGAGACAUCAACCACAUCACUCAUUUACACGAUAAGAUGCACAAAAAUGUUGGACUGGCAUACAGAUGAGUUGCUUAUCGAAGGCACAGAUCCUUUUCUUAGCGGAUAUGAUUAUGGUGCAAGUGGGUUCCUUCUUAUUCAAUCGUUGAUAAAUUCAGGCUAUUUGGCCUAUAUAGGGGUUGAGGAGUCAACUUGGCAUAUGCAAGUAUUUCCAUUUCCAGCAAGACCAUUAAUUUUAGGUCUUAUCGACAACCAAUGGAACUUUAUAUUAGGUGUCAUUAUACAAUUGUACCCAUUUUACAUAAUAAUGAUAAAUUAUGUAAUAAAGGAAAAGUCCAAGGGUGAAAAAGAAUUGAUGGUGCUCAAUGGUGUAAAACGUCCGUUGAUUUUUGCCUAUUGGGUUGUCUUUUUUGCCAUUUUAUUCUUCUUUGUUGCUACAUUAUCGACUCUGCUGUUAAAAAUACCGUUCUUUUCAACUGCUACACUCUCAAACACAAACUGGUUCGUAUAUUGGUUUCUUCUUCUGUUGCAUUCAGUUGCGAUGACGUUUUUCAUUCUUACAGUAUGCUCAUUUUUUAAUAAGGCUACAUAUGCGCAGUCGUUAAUAAUAUUGGUGAUAUUUUUAUGUUAUUCAUUAAUUCAGUACCUAAAAAUUUAUACGACAUCCUUUCUUGGGGUCAUCAUCUCGUUUAUACCGAUUGGGGCUCUUAUACAAGGCCUCUUGUUAAUAGUAGAAGGUGAACAAACAGGAGACGGUUUAAGAUUUUCGGAUGCAUUUACUUUCCAGUCCAAUCAAAAGUACGGGCCUUAUCCUUUGUUAAUACUGAUUAUGCUAUUCUCGAUUUUGUUUUACAUCGGGCUACAGUUAUAUAUAGAUGCCAUAAAACCCGGUAAAUUUGGAGUGGGCAAACCUUGGCACUUUAUUUUCAGCGCAUUCUUCAAGAAACACGAUAAGGAGGAAAUAAUCCCAGAGUCGACAGGUAAUGCACCGAUCCUUGAAAAUGUCAAGUUACCUGUCGGCAUUCAAGUGAAAAACCUAUAUAAAGUGUAUGGUUGUUUUAAUGCCAUUAACAAUCUCACAAUUGAUAUUUACAAAAAUCAAAUAACCGCUCUACUCGGUCAUAACGGAGCUGGAAAAACCACUCUAUUUUAUAUAAUAUCAGGAAUUCAUGCUCCAACGUCUGGUCAUAUUUAUUUCAACAAUAUCGACAUAUUCAAUGACCUGCACUUCUUCAGGGAAUCAUUGGGGUUUUGCCCGCAGGACAACUUACUUCUUGAAGACCUCACCGUGAAAGAACAAAUCGUGUUUUUUGGAAUGGUGAAAGGAUUAGCUCCGACAAAUGUACUGCAGUCUACAAAAGUCUUAAUAGCAAAGCUCGCAAUGCAAAAUAAGCUUAACGCCCUGCCAAAAAAAUUGUCAGGAGGAAUGAGGCGCAAAUUAUGCCUUUUGAACGCUUUAGUCAACAACCCUCCUAUACUUCUGUUGGAUGAACCGACUUCAGGAUUAGAUCCUGAGUCAAGGCGUAACAUAUGGGAUGUUCUGUUGAGUCUGAGGGAAGACAGAAUAAUCUUGAUUAGUACGCAUUUCAUGGAAGAAGCAGACGUCCUCGGAGAUAGAAUCGCCAUUAUAGCACACGGCGAAUUAAGAUGCUAUGGAUCAGCGAUGUUCCUUAAGAAACAAUUCGGUUCUGGCCAUAAAAUUACAAUAAGUUAUCAAAAGGAGAACACCAGAGCUAUAGUAAAAAUGGCCGAAAGCUAUUCGUUCACAAGAGUGAUAGAAUUCAGCCAGUUGAAAAAGAUUACAAUCGACGUACCAAUGGAAAAUACAUCCCAGAUGUCCACGAUACUCUAUCAACUUGAAAAUUCAAUUAGCAGUUCGAGCAAAAUUUCAGUAUCGGCUUCUUCAAUGGAAGAAGUCUUCCUUAAAGUUCUUGAACAGGAGGGAAUUUCGACUGGAUACAAAGAGGAAGAUAUAUUGGCUCUUCUUAAUCUAACAGAAAAGCAAACAGGAUUUAUUCUAGUUCUCCAGCAGUUUCUUGCUUUAAUGUACAAAAGGCUAUUAUGCUUGCGAUACGCAUGGCCGACAUUAGUCAUUAUGCUUGUAAUAGUGCCCAUCAUUAUUACUAUAAUCAUAAUGCUACUAUCCGCAAAGGUUAUUACGCCGUACAGCCCGCCGUUUAGGUUGAAACUUGCUGAGUAUGGAAAAACGACCGUUUUGAUCGGAGCAAUACCGGACAGCGCCACUGCUAGGGCUUUUACAAGAGGAGCUAAAGACAAUAAAGCGAAGGCCAUAGUUGACCAAAAUCUAACAGCAGUGCUCUUUAAAUCAUUGCUACGCAAUAUUGAAGAAUUCAAAAAUAAUUAUAUAAUAGCUGCUGAUUUAAUAAAUAGAACAACAGUAUUAUAUUCUCCAUUCGCUUUUCACUCACCAGCUAUUGCCGUUGAUGCAAUGUUCAAUUAUUUAAUUGAAAUAAAAAAACCAGGAAGUGAAAUUGAAACAAUCAAUCUACCUUAUGAAUUUAAUGCUAAAUCAUGUGAAAUAGACUUGGUAGGUGAAAAUUUGGAAAUAACGGUAUUGUGGUUGUUUUUCAUUAUUUUUUUCACGACCUCGCUUGGAGUAUUUUCGGCCUAUCCGAUUAUGGAAAGAACCAUCGGAUUCAGACACCUCCAAAAACUGACAGGAGUGAGUUCAAUACUGUGCUGGGCCACCAAUUUAUUAUUUGAUAUUAUUUUGGUUUCCAUUUCACUGAGUUUAGUCAUUUUAACUAUUCUAAUAUUCGACACGGAGGACACAUAUAGGAGUGUAGAAUUGCUCGGUACAUUUUUUCUGAUGAUGCUAACAUUUAGCAUAGUAAUUAUUCUUUUAUGCUACUUGACAAGUUUUUGGUUCUCAAAUUAUGAUCUAGCAACAGCUACUAUAUUGUUUGUACUUUCUAUAUUGGGUGUCGCUACCAGUGUGGCCACAUUUAAUGAAACAUUGGGCCAAAUGCUGACAGCCAUGUUGCCAUUUUCUCCAUUUGGAGCAAUAAUUUUUAUAAAUCUAGUCCUUAUCCCAAAUCAUUUAGCAAGAAAUAGAUGUGAAAGGUGUAUGACAGAAACACGAAAAGAGAAGUGUUUAGAAGUACAGCAACCCUUUCUAGAAAAUGACUAUGUAAAAUUAAGUUUUAACGCUCUCUUAGAAACUAUUAUGUUACUUAUCAUUAUCAUAAUCGCUUUGGACUACAAUAUAAUUCAGGAUUUCUACAACCAAGUCUUUGGACCGAGGUAUAAGAAAGCUGAGAAAGAGGAAAAGGAAGAUGAUGAUGUAGUAGCGCACAGAGAUGCGACGAAGGCUCACAUGCAAAAUAUAAUUUUGAGUAAAAAAGGAAAGAAGACAUUACAAUUAAAAAGAUUUAGCAACUCUUCCCAAGAUACAGAGGCUUCAACGCUUGGGAAAAUACCACUGCAAACAACCAGCUCGCAACAGGUUAUUGCGGAAAAGACGGAAAAGGAGUUCACCGUGUAUAUCAACGGCUUGUGCAAGAAGUACAACCGGAAAUCCACAGCGGUCCAUGAUGUCAGCUUUUUAGUUGAGAGCGGUGCAUGCUUUGGACUCCUUGGGGUGAACGGAGCCGGCAAGUCCACAACAUUCAAAAUGCUGACUGGUUUGAUCCUUCCUACCAAGGGUGAUGCAGUACUUGUAGCAGACCAAUUAUAUUCACUCGAACACAGUGCCUUAUCUUUUAUUCAAAAUAUCGGCUACUGCCCUCAAGACCAUUGUCUGAUAAAUGUUUUAUCUGCAAGACAGUUAUUGUACAUUUUUGCGUUUUUGAGAGGUGUGAAAUUAAAAAAUGUCAAAAAAGUCAUCAAUUGGUGGAUAACAAAUUUAGAUCUACAUCUUUACUGUGACAAGGCAUGUGGUAAAUACAGCGGUGGCAAUAAAAGAAAAUUGAGCACAGGCCUCGCUUUGAUCGGUGAACCAAAGUUGAUUUUAAUGGACGAACCGACGACUGGAGUAGACUUAGUUACCAAAAGGAAGUUGUGGCAGGUUUUCCAGUUGAUAAAACACACGAAACAGACCAUGAUUCUCACCUCUCAUAGCAUGGACGAGUGCGAAGUAGUCUGCAGUAAGCUUACCAUUAUGGUCGCAGGUAGGAUGAAAUGUAUCGGAGACAUACAGUACCUCAAGCACAAGUUCACCCUCGGCUUCACGAUCGACCUCAAGAUUGAUGUCGAGGCUAAUGAAAAGGUCAUCAGCAAUAUUAAAAAAGUCUUCAUGAACACAUACGGGGCAAAAUGUAUGCUUCAAGAUGAACACCAGGGUUUUUUGUCAUUUGCUGUAAAUGAGAUAAAUUUUUAUUGGUCGAAGGAGUUCAGUAAAAUAGAAUCAAUCAAGAGCAGUACAAAAGGAAUUGAGGAAUAUACUGUAACAGCCACUAGUCUCGAACAGGUAUUCCUUAGCUUUGCUAAAGAUGCAAUAGAAAAAGCUAAAGAAGCGGCUCCAACAACUCAGCCUACUGAACCAACUCAACCAACUGAGCCUCUUAAACCAUCUGAGUCUCCUAAAUUGCCUGAUCCUCCUAAACCAGCUGAGCCUCUUAAGCCAGUUGAGCCUCCUAAACCGGCUAAACCAACUAAGCCAUCUAAAAAAUAAACCAACUUUAAAAAAAAUAUUUAAAAAGAAAAUAUAUAUAUAAACAUAUU
Cimex lectularius (bed bug) is the source of this 5235-nucleotide messenger RNA. RefSeq names its product ATP-binding cassette sub-family A member 3-like. Gene Ontology annotation, cellular component: membrane; intracellular membrane-bounded organelle. Lineage: Eukaryota; Metazoa; Arthropoda; Insecta; Hemiptera; Cimicidae. Gene Ontology annotation, molecular function: ABC-type transporter activity; ATP hydrolysis activity; lipid carrier activity. The record is from RefSeq and is a predicted model, not a curated record. The transcript has 27 exons. Bases 164 to 5185 code for a protein of 1673 amino acids. Gene Ontology annotation, biological process: lipid transport; transmembrane transport.